Triticum urartu is the source of this 1063-nucleotide messenger RNA. RefSeq lists its product as uncharacterized. NCBI's taxonomy places the organism in Eukaryota, Viridiplantae, Streptophyta, Magnoliopsida, Poales, Poaceae. The record is from RefSeq and is a predicted model, not a curated record.
GCAAAUGCCAGUGUCAUUUUCCAAUCAAGCAGAAAGUGUAUUAUUAUAUCUGCGUAUGUACACCUUCGUAAAGAAAUAUAAAAGCGUUUAGAUCAUUAAAGACACUUUUAUAAGUAUUUCUUAAUAGAGAGAGUACUAUGUAAAGUAAAAAUAAUUAGCCCGCCAAACGCAAUCAAAACGUCCAAAGGUUAGCAUAAUCAGCCCACCGUCUCGCUCCCACUCCAACCAUCUCCUCUGCCAUCUCCCUUCCCUUCCCCCGAAGCUGCCAGCAGCCAGCGCCGCCAACCCAUCCUACUCCCGCUGCCGUGGCUCGCCAGCCGCCUCUCCCCCCCUACAAAUCCUCCUCAGAUCACAAACCGCUGCCCACCACUACUCAUCCUCCUCACGCACGCGCUUACUCUUUCUUGCUUCCAUCAAGAGACCCACAGAGAGCCGAGCAUAGUUAGGCAGCCGGCCAGCCAAGAACCUGCCAGCGCCCAUGUCCGUGCAGGUAGCGGCGCCGGCGACGACGGCGUGGUCGUACGUGGAAUACAUGGCGCGGUGGGAGCGGCAGGUGGAGCGGCGGCAGCUGUUCCUCCGGAGCUACCACUUCUCCCGCGACGCCGACGUCUCGCCGCGCGUGCGCACGCGCCGCGUCGUCUGGGCAGGGGUGCGACGCCUGCGUCGGGCCGCCGCCAAAGGGCUCCGACGCCUCCGGGCGCGCAUCCGCCUCUGCUUCGGCUGGGCCGCGCCCGCGCUCCGCCGCCGCUCCUGGCCCCGCCGGGCCGGCUACGGGUUCCGCUACGGCCGCAUCCCCCGCGCCACGAAGGCCGCAAACGCCGCGUCCGUUUGCUUCUGGUAGGCAGGUCGUGAGCGCAAAACGUGGGAGCGCACUUGUUGGCUUCUAUGUUGAACUUGGGACGCCGUAAAAAAUAGUACUGAGAAUAGGAACAAGAAUGAGCAUCACAAAUUCAGUGCGAGUACUCAGCUAGUUUAGCUAAUGUGCCGAGCACAAGUGGGAUUCAGUGGUAUUUUAACUGCGUUUGGAGAAGCUGGGCGCCACUAACACGCAAAGAUUUUUAUC